GGUAAGAAGGGUGCGUGGUGGUGGAGCGGGGAGGGCGCGGUGCAGAUGCACUCGCGGCUGCGGCGCGCGCUGGCGUGCUGCGAGCUCGGCCUGGUGCAGGUGUACGUGCCGGCUCAGAGCGUGUCGGCGCGCGGCACCCGCCCCAUGCGCGCUAUGGCAGGCCUCGCCAGCCUCCGGGACGCUGUUGAAUCACACGCCGCCGAGAAACCAGUUUUAGUACUCAGUCUGGGUCACUUGACAAUGCAUUCCAACACGAUGGUCAAACACCUUUGGAACGAUAUCAGACACGACGGUCCUACAUACAUUGCAGCAAAGCCAGAACUUAUCA
This is a messenger RNA of Papilio polytes (common Mormon), 328 nucleotides long. RefSeq lists its product as uncharacterized. Lineage: Eukaryota; Metazoa; Arthropoda; Insecta; Lepidoptera; Papilionidae. The transcript has 2 exons. The record is from RefSeq and is a predicted model, not a curated record. The annotation marks the transcript as partial.